Trichosporon asahii var. asahii CBS 2479 is the source of this 1560-nucleotide messenger RNA. RefSeq lists its product as uncharacterized. The record is from RefSeq and is a predicted model, not a curated record. Gene Ontology annotation, molecular function: transmembrane transporter activity. The coding region runs from base 1 to 1560 and encodes 519 amino acids. Gene Ontology annotation, cellular component: fungal-type vacuole membrane. NCBI's taxonomy places the organism in Eukaryota, Fungi, Basidiomycota, Tremellomycetes, Trichosporonales, Trichosporonaceae. Gene Ontology annotation, biological process: transmembrane transport. The transcript is spliced from 2 exons.
AUGGCAUCAGUAUCUGCGCGUCCGGCGCGCACGGCCGCGACGCUGUCUACGACAUCGAUUGCGUCUCGCGCGUCUGCCUCCGCCGCUCCAUCGGUGCACACGCCCCCGGCAGCGUCGACCACCUCUCUCCCUGUCCCGGGGUCGCGCGCGUCAGUCGCAACAACAGGCGAGGACAUUGAGCUCUCCGACCUCCCCACACAGACAGAACCGAUAGUAGCUAUCGACGAUGUGCAAGCGCCAACGCGAUCCCGCCAACUGGCCAUCUCCAUCGCCUCCUUCUUCGUCAUCUUCACCUCGUGCGGCAUGCUCUUCUCCUUCGGCGUGUACCAGGAGAUCUACCAGGCCAUGUCUCUCGAGCCCAACACGCCCUUCACUGGCGCCAGUGCCGCCGCCAUCGACAUCAUCGGCACGCUAACGGCGACGUUCCAAACGAUGGGCGCGCCGAUAACAACAGCGUUCAUCCGGCGCUUCUCCCCGCGCGUCGCCAUCUUCACGAGCGCCGUGCUCUUCAUCGCCUCGAGCCUGCUCGCGAGCUACUCCCAGCACCUGUGGCAGUUCGUCCUGACCCAGGGCGUGCUGAUGGGCCUCGCGACGUGCUUCGCGUACAUGACGCCGUGCACUGUGGCGCCGACCUGGUUCGGGGCGCGGCGCGGUCUCGCCAUUGGCCUCAUCCUGAGCGGGACGGGGAUCGGGGGACUAGUGUGGGCGCCGGCGAUCCAGGCGCUCAACGCCAGCCUGGGGUUCAGGAACACGCUCCGCGUCUCCGGCGCGAUCACGACGGGCCUGAUAGUCGUGUCGGGGUUCAUCAUCGACUGGGAUCCAGUCAGCAAGGCGCGGCACGCGGCGGAGCGCGAGCGCGAGCGGCUCAUGGACGCGGAGCGGAGGGCGCAGGGCCUGCCCGCCAAGCGGCACAGGCGCAUCGUGCCCCUCGUGUCCUGGCGGACGGCGCGGAGCGGCCGGUUCUGCGCGCAACUGCUCAGCGCCAUGCUCCAGGCCGCAGCGUACUAUACGCCCGUCUUCUUCUUCUCGGCGUACGCGCGCACACUGGGGUACUCUGCGCGCGAGGGCGCCAACUUUAUCGCGGUCAACAAUGCGUGCAACGCCAUAGGCAAGAUCCUCCUCGGCCUCGCGGCCGAUCGGUUUGGACGGAUCAACAUGCUCCUCCUCUCCACGGCCGUCAGCGCCGUGUGCAGCUUUGCGCUCUGGCUGCCCUCCACCCUCACAUCUAGCUUGCACGCGGGCCAAGGGCUCUUCGUCACCUACGCCAUCCUUUACGGCUGUUUCGCAUCGGCUUAUGUCAGCUUGUUCCCGACGUGUCUUGUGGAACUGUUUGGGCCGCAGAACUUUGCCUCGGUCAAUGGCGUCUUGUACGCUGUCCGCGGCAUUGGGUCUUUGUUCGGCACGCCCAGCGCCGGCGCCCUCGUCGAUCACACCAAGACGACGCCGUUUGGGUACCACAACAUGGCCAUCAUGGUCGCGGCACUCCUGGCCGCUAGCUCUGUCAGCCUCGUCUGGGUCAAGAUUGAGUGUCGCAAGAGCCCGAUGCCGGGACCGUUGUAG